UUCAGCAGGGAAAAAGAAAAUCAAAAUCUCAUAGUUGCUUGGUCGCUCUACCUCUGCGAAGUGAAAUGGAGCAGCCAUGGAGAUCAAACGCAGAGCAGGAAACCCAAGCCAACCAAAACCAGACAGGGGCAAAACGUGGUCCGAGGAAAGUCCCAACACCGGCGGAACUAAUCUCUCGCUACCAGGAACGAGGAAUCGAACCAGCCGAAGCCUCCGUCAAGGUCAUCGGCGACCUCCAGAACGCACUCAUACGCGUCGUUUCGUCGUCCAGGAACGCCAAUGAGAAGAGCAAGGUCUUCGCCGACGCAUCGAGGAAGAUAGACGCCGUUAACGGAAGACUCGCCGUCGUCGAAGCGAAGCUGGAUUCGAAGCCUGGGUAUGGUGAGACGUUUGUCUUAGGGCUGGCUUCUUGUGCGGGGAUGAACGCCGUUUGGCCUCACGUCAUGAGAGGGUUUGGCCAUGUUUUGUCCGCCGUUAAGGGCGUGGGUUUUUUACCCAAAUAACGGUUUUUUACCCAAAUAACCCACUUGGGUCGCAUCUA
This is a messenger RNA of Tarenaya hassleriana, 541 nucleotides long. RefSeq lists its product as uncharacterized. The coding region runs from base 66 to 503 and encodes 145 amino acids. The record is from RefSeq and is a predicted model, not a curated record. The transcript has a single exon. NCBI's taxonomy places the organism in Eukaryota, Viridiplantae, Streptophyta, Magnoliopsida, Brassicales, Cleomaceae.